Messenger RNA from Cynocephalus volans (Philippine flying lemur), 4668 nucleotides. It is a transcript of the gene GPRC5B, whose product is annotated as G protein-coupled receptor class C group 5 member B. Gene Ontology annotation, molecular function: protein kinase activator activity; protein kinase binding; G protein-coupled receptor activity. The transcript has 4 exons. Lineage: Eukaryota; Metazoa; Chordata; Mammalia; Dermoptera; Cynocephalidae. Gene Ontology annotation, cellular component: signaling receptor complex; intracellular membrane-bounded organelle; extracellular exosome. Gene Ontology annotation, biological process: G protein-coupled receptor signaling pathway. The coding region runs from base 145 to 1401 and encodes 418 amino acids. The record is from RefSeq and is a predicted model, not a curated record.
GCGGCGGCGGCUCGGCGCGGCGAUGCAGUGAGGCCGGAGGAGCGGGCAGGCGUGUGCCGAGCGGGGGCCGCGGCCGAGCUGCGGAGAUGUGACACGGGCCGAGGGCCAGCGGGAGCAUCGGCGCUGCGGGGACGCGGGGGACGAAUGUUCAUGGUGUCAGAGAGAAAGAUGAGAACCCGCCAGGUGUUCGCCUUCCUCCUGCUCUAUGUGAUUGCCUCCGUGGCCUCUGAAAACUCCAGCACGUCCCGGGGCUGUGGGCUGGACCUGCUCCCUCAGUACGUGUCCCUGUGCGACCUGGACGCCAUCUGGGGCAUCGUGGUGGAGGCCGUGGCUGGGGCGGGCGCCCUGAUCACGCUGCUCCUGAUGCUCAUCCUCCUGGUGCGGCUGCCGUUCAUCAAGGACAAGGAGAAGAAGAGGCCUGUGUGCCUCCACUUCCUCUUCCUCCUGGGGACCCUGGGCAUCUUCGGGCUAACAUUUGCCUUCAUCAUCCAGAAGGAUGAGACUAUCUGCUCGGUGCGCCGCUUCCUCUGGGGUGUCCUCUUCGCUCUCUGCUUCUCCUGCCUGCUGAGCCAGGCGUGGCGCGUGCGCAGGCUGGUGCGUCAUGGCACGAGCCCGGCAGGCUGGCAGCUGGUGGGCCUGGCUCUGUGCCUGAUGCUGGUGCAGGUCAUCAUCAACGUCGAGUGGCUGGUGCUGACACUGCUGCGUGACGCGAGGCCGUCCUGUGCCUACGAGCCCAUGGACUUCGUAAUGGCGCUCAUCUAUGACAUGGUACUGCUGCUGAUGACCCUGGGGCUGGCCCUCUUCACGCUGUGUGGCAAGUUCAAGAGAUGGAAGCUGAACGGGGCCUUCAUCCUGAUCACGUCCUUCCUCUCUGUGCUCAUCUGGGUGGCCUGGAUGACCAUGUACCUCUUUGGCAACACCGAGCUGAAGAUGAAAAACUGGAAUGACCCCACCUUAGCCAUUGCACUGGUUGCCAGCGGCUGGAUCUUCGUCAUCUUCCACGCCAUCCCUGAAAUCCACUGCAUGCUUCUCCCAGCCCUGCAGGAAAACACACCCAACUACUUCGACACGUCACAGCCAAGGAUGCGGGAGACAGCAUUUGAGGAGGACAUGCACCUGCCACGGACCUACAUGGAGAACAAAGCCUUCUCGAUGGAUGAACACAACGCAGCUCUCCGAACAGCAGGAUAUCCCAACGGCAGCUUGGGAAAGAGACCCAGCGGCAGCUUGGGAAAAAGAUCCAGCGACAGCCUGGGCAAAAGGUCCAGCGGCAGCUUGGGAAAGAGGCCCAGCGCUCCCUUCAGAAGCAACGUGUAUCAGCCAACUGAGAUGGCCGUUGUGCUCAAUGGCGGGACUAUCCCAACUGCUCCGCCAAGUCACACUGGAAGACACCACUGGUGAAAGACUUUUAAUUUCCAGAGAAUAAGAAUUUAUUACCGAUUUUAUUCCCUGGCUGUGUCUUUCUUGAGGGAGAAAUCGGUAAUAGUAGCUGAACAAGGCCGCCUCACAGCCAGGAGAUUUGGAAAUCCUAGCCAAGGAGAUUUCAUGUAAAUGUGAACACUGAUGAACUGAAAAGCUAACCCUGACUGCCCUCCCCUCCCCUGCCACACACACGCAAACACGUAAUACAAAACCAACCUCGAUCCCCGCAAACUAAAGCAAAGCUAAUUGCAAAUAGUAUUAGGCUCAUUGGAAAAUGUGGCUGGGAAGACUGUUUCAUCUUCUGGGGGUAGAAUGGAACCAAAUUCACAGCUGGUGGGCCAGGCUGUUGUUGGUUGGAUACGGAGGACCCCCACCAUGUUUGCCCCUCCCCAGGAAGUGCUGGACCCCAGGUUGCCUCUUGGAGAUGACCAUUUCGUUGAGGAGGACAAAUGGGGACUUCCCACCAGCUUCGCUGGUCACUUUCACAUUUCACAGGGGUCAGGAGAGCUGAGGAGGUUGUGGGUAUGCUUCUAAGGCAAGGCCCAACCAAAUAGUGGGGUCACCUUUAUAGCCAAUAGUGAUAGAGGGAUCCUGGCAUGUGCCAAAGAAGAGGAGAUUCUCUGGGCGUUGAAGUGACAUCACAUUUAGAAAGUGGUGACCAACCACUGUUCCUCCUGUGGGCCUCUUGUUGCAGCACCUGUGGCGAGAAAGCAAGCCCGCCCCCUCCCUUGUAGAGCCAUAGAAAUAUUCCGGCUUGCCACGCAGUCCCUUCGUCCUUUGGUCACCUCACCCACCCCCUCAUCCGUGAGUGCUCCUCCAAGCCCUUUCCCAAUUUAUUCCCUUGUUCAUUUCAAAAGCUCCAGUGGGGCCACCAGCUUAAAGCCCCUCUAGGACACAGGUUGGAAGGCAGGCACCGCAGCAUUUCACGAUGAUGUCACAUGGCAGGGCUUCCAGGGGUGCCUUCUAGGAUGGAGAGAUGACAUCCUGCUGCCUAGCAAGCAGUGGCUACUUGGGCCUUUUCCUUAGAUAUGGUGAAAGUUCCAGGGUGGAAUGGAUCACGUGAGGGUUUCUUGCUGCUUUGGGAGGGUGUGUGGGACAUUUCUGUCUUGGUUUUCUGCAACUUCCAUGAAAAUGGCUCUCUUCAAAGCCCAUUGUUUUCUGUCCUGGUUUCCAUCUGUCCUAAGCAAGUCAUUCCUUUGUUACUUGGCAUUUUGAACAUCUUGAACAUUAAAAGCCCCAUGUUCUCUGCACUGUUUGGCCAGCAUAAUUGCUAGCAAUGAUUCAAAGCAAAGCGUUUUAACCUGAUGGCAUGGAAUGUAUAAAUGAGGGUGGGUCCUUUUGCAUAUACACUAAUCACUACAUUGCUUUAGUUUCUAGAAAACUACCCAUAAGCCUUUAACCUUUAAGAAAACAAAAAAGGUUAGUGUUGGGGGGUGGGGGGCUGGCCUCUUCAUAAGCCAGUACAUCUGAGCUGAGUAUAUUUUAAUAAACUUGAUUUUUCUUGAGGCCCUAGUCUCUGCUGUGUCCCCUCUCCGCCUUCCCAACCUUGCAAAGCUCUUGAGAAAAUAAGCCCAAUCUGGCCAUUCCUGUGUGGCCUUCCUGUGACUUUUCCUUACAGCUAGUGCAUUUCCUACCAUGCAUGGCACCAGAAUGCCACCCCUCCCUGACCUUUGGGAAGCACCCACCCCUGCCCACAGCAUGUGCUUGCUUCUAGAGAGUUUGAUUCCAAUCCUCUGCUCAAGGACCAUCAGUGGAUGGGCUGAAAACUUGGAGUACUGUGGAGGGUUGGGAGGGAAAGGAGCUACCACCUGGGGUGGGGCUGGGGGUGGUUGCAUGCAGACCCAGUAUUCUGAAAAUAAAUCUCUGAACACUUCCAUCCAGUCCUGUGAAAAACAACAGCCUUACAAAUUCUCAUGCCAGGAAAGGGUUGCUCACCCCUGCUCUCUGGAGUCCUUUGGAGCUUUCUGAUACCAUCAGUGACUCAUCUGCAAGAACCCCCCUUGCAGAAGAGAGCACUUCACAGGAUCGUUUUCUAAGUUCUUUGUUCACGCACAUAAGGUUAGCUCAGCAUAAAUGGCUACCAGUGGAAAGUAACAGUUUCUAAGUUCUUUGUUCACGCACAUAAGGUUAGCUCAGCAUAAAUGGCUACCAGUGGAAAGUAACAGUUUCCCAACCAUAAAAAUGGAACCAUCUUUAAGCCAUGGAAAAUCUUACUUAAUGAGACCUUUUUUUCCUUUUUAAAUCUCUGAUACGUUAUUGCGCUUCUAGGUUUUGUUUUAUUUUGGCUUUAAGGUCAAGACUGGGCUGAAUGCCCUCACGGUAGGGUGGAGGUGGGAGUGAGGGGAGAAGGGAGAAAGCUGUUACUUUUCCAAUGACUUCACCUGAAGAUACCAAGACAUCUUUGCCGAGAGACUGUGCUAGCCAGCUGCCUCCACAAAGCAAGGUUUAAAUACAAAAUUAACCGGUACUUCUGUUUAAGACCUGUUUGUAUAUUAACAAAAUUUGUUUGGGGAAAAUGACCUGGAGGGAGAGCAUCUGUGAUCAAAAUCCCUAAUUGUAAGCACAAAUCUAUCCAUGUCUGCUUAUUAAAAUCACUUUGGGACUAUAACAGCCACUCUUGUCCCCCCUUUAAAUAGAAAAUUGUUCUGUCCUGGAUUUCUGCACCGGAGAUGGAGGCUGGGAGCGACAGAGUCAGCUCUGAGAACUUACAAACAAAGUUCUCUGUGGCUCAGGUGUUUCCAGGGUUUGAGAUCUGGUUGUUGGAUGCUGGGUGUCCAAGCUUUUUUUUUUUUUUAAGCACAGAUGCUGUUAGGGCCCACUGAGAAAGUGUAAACCAGGGUGGUCUUUUCGGUUGGCCAAGGCUGAGUUGAGUGCCUCUGGCUGAACCCCAAGCUGAAAGGGAGCAUUGUGGCUUUUAUAAUCCAAUGAUGCAAUGAUUAUACCAGCUUACAAGAGUUCUCAGCAGGUGCUUUUUAAUUAACUGAUAAAGAGCUAAGGCUCAUUUUUGAUAGAUAAUAUAUAUUUAUUAAAUGUAUCAGUGUGUGUUUUAUAAUGUACCUUUAUCUUCCCCUGGCUGACUGUUGCAUACUUAUAAAAAAAAAUUGUUAAAGAAAUUUCAAGACAAUCAAUGUGUACCAUAAUGACUGUAUAUAAACAUUACAAAUUUAAAAGGUUGUAAAGCAUGGGCAGAUAGGUUUUAUUUUCAAAAGGCUGUUCUUAACUCAAAAAUAAAGGCUUUCCUAUUUA